UCAGUACAGCGCCACCGAGUCCCAUCGAGGUCCUUAUCUAUCUGAUCCCCAGAAUCUCCCCUACACAUCCUUGUCGGGUGGCACGUGGGAGCAGCGGCCUGAGGAGAAUAGCAAGGGACGGGAAGCCGAGGAAGGAAGAAACAGAAGGGGAGAUGCUGCGGCUACUGGCGAGGCGACUGAUGAGCAACGUGCCGGAGAGCACGGUGUACGGCGGGCCGAAGCCCCAAUCCCCCGGUCGCCGGGUCACGCUCACCCAUCUCCGCCAGAAGCACCGCCGCGGCGAGCCCAUCACCGUCGUCACCGCCUACGACUACCCCUCCGCCGCCCACGUCGACUCGUCUGGCGUCGACGUGCUCCUCGUCGGCGACUCCGCCGCCAUGGUCAUCCACGGCCAUGACACCACCCUCCCCAUCUCCCUCGACGACAUGCUCGCCCACUGCCGCGCAGUCGCCCGCGGCGCCUCCCGCCCCCUCCUCGUCGGCGACCUCCCUUUCGGCUCCUACGAGUCCUCCGCCUCCGAGGCGGUCAACUCGGCUGUGAGGAUGUUGAAGGAAGGGGGAAUGGACGCGAUCAAACUGGAAGGCGGCGCACCGUCGAGGAUCUCUGCAGCGAAGGCGAUUGUCGAGGCGGGCAUCGCGGUCAUGGGGCAUGUUGGAUUGACUCCGCAGGCUAUUAGUGUGCUUGGGGGGUUCCGGCCGCAGGGGAAGACAGUUGCUAGUGCUGUCAAGGUCGUGGAGACGGCACUUGCUUUGCAGGAGGCGGGUUGCUUCUCAAUUGUUUUGGAGUGUGUGCCUGCACCAGUUGCUGCAGCAGCGACUGCUGCACUGCAGAUACCCACCAUUGGCAUUGGUGCUGGACCUUUCUGUAGCGGCCAGGUGCUGGUUUACCAUGAUUUGUUGGGUAUGUUUCAGCAUCCUCAUCAUGCUAAGGUUACUCCGAAGUUCUGUAAACAAUAUGCACAUGUGGGAGAUGUCAUCAGCAAAGCUCUUUCACAGUACAAAGAAGAAGUAGAAAAUCGUUCAUUUCCAAGUGCAGUUUAUACACCAUAUAAAAUAAGUGAAGCUGAUGUUGAUGGUUUUUCAAAUGAGCUGCAAAAGAUGGGCUUGAAUGAGGCAGCUUCAGCAGCUGCUGCUGCUGGUAAAAAUGAGGAAACAGCUGGAUAGCCAUCAGAUGGCAACUGCGCUAACUUGUUUGAAUUUGCAUACAGGAAUCAGGCCUAUCUAUACCGGUUUAUUCAGCUUUUCUUCUUUUCAGUUAUUGCUUUAGCAGUAAAUUACAGAAACUGCCUAUUUAAAUAUUUAAAAGUAAGGCUGCGUACAUUGACCCUCCGCAGUCCCUACAUUGGCAGAAGCCACGUGCACUGGGUACGCCCUUUAUGCUUUAGCAAUAAAUUACGGAACAUUGUUUUUUAAGUUUUAAAACAAAUUACUGGCCCCUCCAUGUUGAUGAUGGUGAUUGUUUAUGGUAAAAGUAUAUUUCAUUCUCAAAAUAAAGGGUGAAGUAUCUUAUUCUAGUUUUUGGACACAAGCAAUCAAUUAACAUUUUUGUUUAUUUUCUUGAUAGAUAUAAGGUUUAUUUCCAUUUUUUUUGUAAUUUUUCGUGUUGAUGAUCAUUAUAUAAACGUAAAGAUUUUUUCCCUUGGUGGUGACACAUUAAAAUGUUAAUUAUGUUCUCUGCGGUCUUUUGUCAUCAUGUUUUAUAUUUUUUUGUUCACGAUAUGUAGUUGUAGGCCUAGCUUUUCUUAAAUGUUCAUUCCGCUGACUAUUUCUGGAUUAUUCUUAGGUAAUUAUCUUAAUUGUCAUGAAGCACACUGAGUAUAUUGGAGACUACGUCAGCAUAGGUUAAGAACCGGACCACACACCGGAAGAACUGGUCCACUAACAGCUGAACUCUAGAUUUUGUGUAUGUUACAUCAAGUUUUAAUGGUUAUCUCACUUCUGGAAGGUUUCUUGCUUAAAUUUCAAACAAAUAAUUAAACUUGUGCUUCCUUGA
Molecule: messenger RNA, 1992 nt
Organism: Musa acuminata AAA Group (dessert banana)
Lineage: Eukaryota; Viridiplantae; Streptophyta; Magnoliopsida; Zingiberales; Musaceae
Product: 3-methyl-2-oxobutanoate hydroxymethyltransferase 1, mitochondrial-like
Exons: 5
Coding region: 153-1163 (336 amino acids)
Biological process (GO): pantothenate biosynthetic process
Cellular component (GO): mitochondrion
Molecular function (GO): 3-methyl-2-oxobutanoate hydroxymethyltransferase activity; magnesium ion binding
Source: RefSeq, a predicted model, not a curated record